Amphimedon queenslandica is the source of this 1607-nucleotide messenger RNA. RefSeq lists its product as uncharacterized. Gene Ontology annotation, molecular function: ATP binding; protein binding. The record is from RefSeq and is a predicted model, not a curated record. The annotation marks the transcript as partial. The transcript has 6 exons. NCBI's taxonomy places the organism in Eukaryota, Metazoa, Porifera, Demospongiae, Haplosclerida, Niphatidae.
UAGGCGUGGCAAUUUUGCAAAUGAAUGAAAUGAUGGCAGCCCUGAUGCGAGCCCUGAAGCCAGCAAAAGCAGUCCCCAGCCCCCCUGUAAAAAACUAUGAACCUGCUAAGAGACUCAAUCAUUCUACAGUACUAGUAGGAGACUGUCUUUAUAUGUGGGGUGGGGAGAGAGAUGACCGUCUUAAAGAACACAAUAUUGAGAUAGAGAGAAGAGAUUCAUCAUUUGUGGAGGUACUUCACCUUCCGACUGGUAGGUGGGAGCAGAAACCUACCACUGGUGAUCCUCCACUGGGUAUCAUGAAGUAUGCAGCUGUUGCUAUUGGGAAUGAGAUAUUCUAUUAUGGAGGACGUUGUAGUCAUUUCCACUAUGAUGUUAAUGUUCUGUACAGUUUAAAUGUUGAUACUCUCAAAUGGAGGAAAGUUGUACCUACUAAUCCUGAGGAUGGUCCUAAGAGGAAGGAUAGUUGUGGUAUGAUUGCUGUAAAGAUUGAGGGAGAAGAUUACCUUGUAAUAAUUGAACCAGGAUCUAUUCAUUAUUUUAGAAUUGCUACAGGUCAGUGGAUCUCACCUAAAGUUACUGGAGAUGACAUUAGUAGAAUUUAUGAUUUUAAUUUGAUGUCAGUAGAUGAUACCAGUGCUAUUUUACUUGAAGAUCAUCAUGAUAAUAUAUCAGAUAACUAUGUUCAUCGUCUUACCUUUACUAAAGGAUCAGUGGUUUUUGAAUGCAUAUUUUAUGGAAGAAUGGUACUUGAUGCUCCAUGGUUUGUGCAUCCUAAUCGCAGUGUAUUACUGACUAGUCCUUCAGGACUAAAACUAUUGGCUAUUGGUGAUAGUCAAUGUGAGACAUUUGAUAUUAACAAAACUAAUUGGAAGAAGGUUGAUGUUCCUGAAUCAGUCAAAAAUAGAAAUGUUCAUUCUCUAUCAGUUUGGAAUGAAGAUACAACCAAUACUUGGAUAAUAGAGUUUGGAGAACACUGGGGUGGAGCAUCACUCAGUGAUACAGCAUUCCUUAAUAUCAGAUACACUGCAGGAGGUGAUAUUUCUGUGAGGACAUACUCACUGAGAGAGUAUCAAGAAGAAAUGGGAAAGAGAAGAAGAUCAGUUGAACAAGAGGUCAGUCAGAAAAGAGAAAGAAUAAUGGAAGAGAGACACCAGCAAGAGAUUCAACAAUUACACCUUCAAAUGGAAGAGAGAGACCAACAGGCCAGGGAAAGAGAGAGAGAAAUGGAGAAACAACUUCAAGAAAGAGAGAGAGAAUCACAAGAAAUAGAGAGACAACUUCGAGGAGAGUUACAACAAUUUGAACAAAGAGAGAGACAGCUCCAGGAAGAGGUUCAAGAGUUACGUACACAAAAUGAUGAGAGAGAGAAACAGUUUCAAGAGAGAGAGCAGGAACUUCAACAACAACUUGAACAAAGUGCACAACAACUUGAAGAGAAAGACCGUCAACUUGAGGAGCAGGAGUCAGCAUGGGUAGUGAAUGGAGAUGAAAUAAGAAUGACAGAGACAGUCCUUGGUAAUGGAGGCUAUGGUGAAGUUAGAGUAGCAACAUUCCGUGGACUAAGAGUAGCCGCAAAGAGUCUUCAUAGAGUAAUCCUCUCACCUUAU